UGCUCGAGAUAGACUCACCUUUUGUUAUAUACAUAUUAAUUCAGGAAGUGAUUCUAAGCUUGUCUGUCUGUCUACAUGUUUCGAAUUUUGAGUACAAUAUGGUUUGACCCAGAGGAAACGCUAUUGGCAAUGGUUCGGGUGGGACUCUUUUUAUUAAUCACUUUCAAUAUAACGGCUCACUUUGAAAUGUCGUUGUAUGAAUAACCGUGUUAAGGGAAGUUAUGUGGGAAAUUUAAUGGUUGUCUGUGGCCCACCACGACAUUUUUAUUUGUUUGUUCAAUAAAUUUAAAUAGUUUCUACACAUGUUCCCACCAUACAGUUUUCCGUAAUGAUUUGCGGAAAAACGCUAAGUGUAUAUGACAACUUUUGGAGGAAUUAAAAGAAGAAGAAAACGAAAAAGACUCUUCCCAUAAGUUAUUUUAAUAUUAGUAACCUUAUUUAAUAAUCAUACAGCUUCAAUGUGAGUUAUUGCUGAAAGCUUAAUCGAAAUCCAAACGUGUCAUCGGUAUUGAUUACAAAAGAAAAAUUAAGUCUGAGACAGCCUUGCGAUCCUAACUGUCCCAGUUUAUUAGUGGUAACAAGCUAAAUUUGAUAGUUUGAUUCAGUAUUUUAUAAUAGUAAUUAAGCUGAAGAGAUGCAGGAGGCAGAGGAAGUUUAUUUUGAAAAAAUUUUGUUAUUUCGGAUAUUCAUGAAAGUGACCGGGCAUUCAUUCAUGAAAAGUUUGAUAACAUUGUGAUUACAUCAUUUAAGGAGCAGUGAUCUAAUUGAAUUGGCAGAAACAGAUCGAGUGAUUUAAAGGUUUGGUUUUUGGAACAGUAUAGAAAGGAGGAAGAGAAAAGACCUCUGGUCUAUGAAAUUAGCUUGACUUUGUCGAGUCGCGUUUUAUAUAGAUCGAAAAUCAGGUCAGCAACCCAAAAAUUGCCUACAGAAAAACGAAUAAUAACUUGGCCGUUAAACAGAUUAUCAGUGUGACAUAAAGUUAGAGCACAUGAUAUUGUUUUGACUAUAACUUGGAAGAGACAUUCAAAAGGCCUUUCGUUUUAACUGAAAAUUGUUCUAAUAUUUUUAUUCCGUCUUUACUUAUAUUCUCCUUGAGGUAAUAAAAUAUUGAAACCGUUUCGUAUUACCGCGUACAAUAUUUGAAAGCGUCUUAAAGCCAUUAAUUAUACCAUGUGAUUUUAAGUGAGCUUCGAGCUUUUAUGCGAAUGAUUAUUAUUGACGUGAGCAGCGCAUGCCUACUUUUCGACAAUCAAAGGAUAAUAGAAGCAAUCUAUUGAAAACAUGAAUAAUAUUAAAUAACAUAAACAAAAUCUUCAAAAUAUGUGGUUAAGAUUUCUAACGAGUUUAUUUUUAGCCUAUGGGUUAUACCAUUGGUAUCAAAAAGAUAACCAAGAAGAGACUGCAAGUCGUCAAUAUAAUAGAGAGAGACUCAUACCACCAAAUGUGGAAAUACCUCAACCACCAUCCCGAUCUACUUUACAUAUUUAUCAGAAGGCGGCCGUAUGCUCUGAUCAAAGUGCUUGCAGUAAUAUAGGAAGUGUCCUUAUGCAACAAGGCGGUAAUGCCAUCGAUGCAGCCAUUGGUUCCUUACUAUGUAAUGGUCUGUUAACUAUGCAAAGCAUGGGCUUAGGAGGCGGUAUACUAAUAACAUUUUAUUCAUAUGAAAAACGUAAGGCCGUCAGCAUAAUCGGAAGAGAACGAGCUUCUAUGAAUGUUAAGCUAAAUGAUAUAACUAAAUUGGAGAAUGCUUCAAUGUUGGCUCGUUCACCACUAGCUAUAGGGGUCCCCGGUGAAGUGGCCGCUUACCAUGAGGCCCAUAGCCGUUACGGAACCUUAGCUUGGUAUUAUAUUGUGAAACCUUGUCUAGAUCUAUGCCAUGUGGGUUAUUAUCUCACACAUCAUCAGCACGAUGCCUUAUUUCUAAACGAACAAAUGAUACGACAAGAUAAAUUAUUAAGUCGAAUGUUUGUAGAUCCUUCCAAUAAUAAUUUUUAUCGAAUUGGUCAGCACAUUAAAAUACCAAAAGUAUUAUGCAAUACUUUGAAAAUUCUAGCCGAAGAAGGACCGAGUAGUUUUUAUAAUGGGACAUUAUCUUAUCGCAUUACAGAAGAUUUAGAAGCCAUGGGUUCACCAAUAACAAAAGCCGAUCUUCAAUCUUAUAAAGCUAAAGUUCGAGAUGCUAUAACUGUGGACUUGGAUAAUGUAACAAUACAUUUGCCGCCAUCUCCCGGCAGUGGGCAUGUUAUGGCUUUUAUAAUGAAUAUUUUAGGAAAUUUUAAAGAUGAAUUUAGCCGUUCUUCUGAACUAAGAUCUUUGGACAUGCAUCGUCUAAUAGAAGCUUUUAAAUUUGGAUUUGUUAAACGUUGGGAAUAUGAUGUGGAAAUGGAUGAAAUGGUACUCUACAAUCUGACAUCAGCUCAUUAUGCGAAAUCAUUUGCUGAGCGUAUAAACGAUUUGCAAACUUUUGAUGAUAUUAAAUUUUACGGAGCUAACGUGGAUCUUAUGGCUAAGACUGAUUAUGGUACGGCCCAAUUAAGUCUAUUAGGUCCCAAUGGCGAUGCUGUCUCUGCGACGAGCUCUUUAAAUUUCUAUUUUGGAAGUGGCCGCAUGGGUUCUCGUACAGGCAUACUUUAUAAUAAUGCUAUGUCCGAUUUUAGUGUAGAUAAAUUCGAAAACUAUUUUGACUUACCAAAUGUUCCCGAAUGUAAUCGAAUUAAACCGGGCACCCAGCCGACAUCCUCGAUGACACCAUUAAUAGUUACCGAUCGUCACACUGGCGAUGUACGUUUGGUGCUUGGCGCAGCUGGCGGUACUCGCAUAAUAUCCACAUUAAUAGAAAUACUUGUACGUAUAUUAUGGUUAAAUCAAACUAUUAAACAAGCCAUAGAUGCGCCUCGUUUCCACCAUCAAUUAUUGCCUAACGUUGUACAGUAUGAAUACGGUAUGUUGCAUCAGGACAUCGACUUCUUAGAAUCCACAGGUCAUAAAACAGAACGUAUACGACGCACAAAUACCGCAGCAUGUGGCAUAGAACGAGUUAAGGGAUUUGUGUUAGCCAAUGCUGAUUACCGUAAGGAAGGUGGAGUAGAUGGAUUUUAAACUAAUUCCUAACGGGGCCGAUAAACAAUAUAUGAAAUAAGUUAUUAGAUAUUCAAAUAAAUUUCUUGUAUGUUUUCUUUCCGCUUCUCUCUUUGAAAGAAUUUAUAUUAAAAGGUAAGAUUCGAUAUCAUCACGGCAUCAUGUUAUUUUCCCAAUGUUUCGUUCACUUUCACCCAUCAAAACUGCACUGUGAAAAAGCUAGUAAAGACCCAUUAAGUAUCAAAUCCAGUUAACCCAUCCGGACCAACGUGUAGAGAAUAAAAACAAAAUAAAAAGGGAUUGCGAGAGAGGUUUUAUAGGUGCAAUA
This is a messenger RNA of Glossina fuscipes, 3406 nucleotides long. Its product is annotated as glutathione hydrolase 1 proenzyme. Lineage: Eukaryota; Metazoa; Arthropoda; Insecta; Diptera; Glossinidae. The transcript is spliced from 5 exons. Gene Ontology annotation, cellular component: plasma membrane. Gene Ontology annotation, molecular function: glutathione gamma-glutamate hydrolase. Gene Ontology annotation, biological process: glutathione catabolic process. The coding region runs from base 1321 to 3099 and encodes 592 amino acids. The record is from RefSeq and is a predicted model, not a curated record.